AACCAAAAUUCCUGCUCCAAUGGCGGAUUUCACCACCCCUUAUACGCCAUCCUCUUCCUCCGACGACGAGCACCGGAGGACCUACCGUUUCUUCAACCCCUAUGAAUCCCUCCAGCAGUCUUCCGCCAUGCCCGUCCACCAGUUCCUCUACGACCUCCCCACCUCUCCGGAGCUCCUCUUCUCCGAGGAGGCCGCCCUCCAGGGCCGCACCUGGGGCCACAGACUCAGCUUAUACACCGGGACCGCCUACCUUGCCGGCGCCGCCCUUGGGGCUGCCCGGGGCUCCGCCGCCGGCCUUCGCGGCGCUGAGCCCGGCGAGUCCCUGAAGCUCCGGCUCAACCGCGUCCUCAACUCCUCCGGACAGGCCGGGCGGCGGCUGGGGAACUCCAUGGGGGUCCUGGGCCUCAUCUUCGCCGGGCUGGAGAGCGGGAUCAGCUCCUGGACGGGGAACGACGGGGUCCUGAGCACCGUGGCUGCGGCGGUGAGCACGGGGGCGGUGUACAAGGCCGCGGCGGGGCCGAGGUCGGCGGCCAUCGCUGGGGCGAUCGGAGGGCUGGCGGCGGGUUUCGCCGUCGUAGGGAAGCAGGCGGUCAAGAGAUACGUUCCCAUAUGAGGAGACUGGUUCUUAUGCUUUGGAUCUUGUUCGACUUUAGGGUUUAGGGUUUCUUUUUAAAUCGAUUUCUUUUUGAUUAGCUUGAUGUAGUUUUGUUUGUUGAUUUAUCGUCCCUGAGAAGAAGUAUGAAACAAUUUGUUUGUCACCUCUCGAAGAGCUAUAUAUCGGAUCGUAGUUGUGGUAGAAAUAUUGGAAUCAUAUAUUGGGUUUUAAUGUUACCUCCGUUCUUCAUUAGGAA
Molecule: messenger RNA, 851 nt
Organism: Elaeis guineensis (African oil palm)
Lineage: Eukaryota; Viridiplantae; Streptophyta; Magnoliopsida; Arecales; Arecaceae
Product: mitochondrial import inner membrane translocase subunit TIM23-2
Biological process (GO): protein import into mitochondrial matrix
Cellular component (GO): TIM23 mitochondrial import inner membrane translocase complex
Molecular function (GO): transmembrane protein transporter activity
Source: RefSeq, a predicted model, not a curated record